Molecule: messenger RNA, 1296 nt
Organism: Sitophilus oryzae (rice weevil)
Lineage: Eukaryota; Metazoa; Arthropoda; Insecta; Coleoptera; Curculionidae
Exons: 1
Coding region: 1-1296 (431 amino acids)
Source: RefSeq, a predicted model, not a curated record
AUGGACAUUUCAGAUCAAUUAAAUUAUUUCCAAUCACAAAUUGAUAUUUUAAAUAUUUGUGAAUCUCUUAUGGAAAGCUAUACCUUUUUAGAAAAUCAAAUUGAUGAUAUUAUAAAUUCAAUAACUUUUGCAAGAUUAAAAAUAUUGCAUAGUUCUAUAAUUACUCCAAAUGACUUGGUUGACUCGCUAAAGCAUAUAUCUCAAUCAUUAAAGAGAAAUAAUCUUCCAUUACCAAUUUCUGCCACAUCGAUACCUCAGUAUCUAGAUAUUAUUGAAUUGAAAGCUUAUCAGUUAGAUUCUAAAGUAGUAUUUGUUCUAAAUAUACCUUUAGUUGAACCUGAAGAGUAUACUUUAUAUCGAAUUUAUCCAAUUCCUUUGUUAGAUCAUCGUACUGCUUUACAUCAUAUCUUAAGUACAACUUAUAAAUAUAUUGCGCGUAGCGAUGAUUCAUUGUUGUACAUAAUAAUUGAAGAUCCAGAAGCUUGCAAAUCAACAGGCAGAAAAACAAGAAUUUGUUCCAACAUAUUUCCAUAUCCAAUCGAUAGUGAUGCUAUAUGUGAAGCUCAACUAUUGAAGCAACAAGAUCACCUGCCAAGAACCUGUCAAUCUUCUUUGAUCAUGGCAAAAGAAUAUAACAUAAACAAAUUAAAUUUAAACUUUUGGUUAAUAAUUAUCUCAGAUCCUUUACCAUUAACAAUUAAAUGUGGAAAUAGAGACAUUAUUACAAAAAUCUUAAAUAAUAAUACUCUUUUAAAGUUACAAAGUGAAUGUAUUGCUUUUGUUGGCAGUACAAGAAUUCAAGGUCAAAAAGACAUUAAUGUUUAUGAUAAUGUAACAUACAAUACUUUUCCAAUUCAAAUACCAUAUAGUUGUUGCAGUAAUAUUCCUGAGAAGAUCAAGAUUCCAAAUCUGAAACCACUGAAAUUGAGCAAACUGAAUCUAGAAGAUUUGAGUGUUGCAAAUCACAAGUUAAAUGAAUAUUCCGAACAAUUGAACAAUUUGAUCAAUGAACCUUUUGUGAAGAAACACCAUGGUUGGUUUACAAUUUUAACCAUAAUUGUAAUUGUCACCUUGGUCCUGAUUUACAUCUUCUGCAAAUGCAAAUCCCGUAGAAGAUCACGAAUUGGAAUUGCAAUUUCUCAUGAUGACUACCCACCAUCACCUCCAAGAAAUCAAGUUGAAUCCACUUUCUCCAAAUGGAAGAAAAUACUGCCUCGUAGAAGACCCAGUAUCCAUUUAGAAGAACCUAUUGAAGAAGAAUCUUUUGAACUUAAUCCUAACAAGAAUUCAGUCUAA